Molecule: messenger RNA, 1232 nt
Organism: Sapajus apella (tufted capuchin)
Lineage: Eukaryota; Metazoa; Chordata; Mammalia; Primates; Cebidae
Gene: ATPSCKMT
Product: ATP synthase c subunit lysine N-methyltransferase
Exons: 5
Coding region: 30-695 (221 amino acids)
Biological process (GO): regulation of mitochondrial ATP synthesis coupled proton transport; positive regulation of proton-transporting ATP synthase activity, rotational mechanism; peptidyl-lysine trimethylation
Cellular component (GO): mitochondrion
Molecular function (GO): protein-lysine N-methyltransferase activity
Source: RefSeq, a predicted model, not a curated record
AAAAAAAAAAGCCUGUUGGAAAUCUCGCGAUGGAGGGAGGAGGAGGUGUACCCCUAGAGGCACUUAAAGAAGAAAGCCAGUCAAGACAUAUUAUACCUGCAAGUUUUGAAGCCAACAGUUUGCAGAAAAGCAACUGGGGGUUCUUACUUACUGGACUUGUGGGCGGGACCCUGGUAGCUGUGUAUGCUGUAGCCACGCCGUUUAUAACGCCAGCCCUUCGAAAAGUCUGUUUGCCGUUUGUACCUGCAACUACAAAGCAGAUUGAAAAUGUUGUGAAAAUGUUGCGAUGCAGAAGAGGAUCCCUUGUAGACAUCGGUAGCGGCGAUGGACGCAUUGUCAUAGCGGCUGCAAAGGAAGGGUUCACAGCAGUUGGUUAUGAAUUAAAUCCAUGGCUAGUUUGGUACUCCAGAUACCGCGCUUGGCGAGAAGGUGUGCAUGGUUCUGCCAAAUUUUAUAUUUCGGAUUUGUGGAAGGUUACUUUUUCGCAGCACUUGAACGUUGUUAUUUUCGGUGUGCCUCAGAUGAUGCUGCAGCUGGAGAAGAAACUUGAACUUGAACUUCAGGAUGAUGCAAGAGUCAUUGCUUGCCGGUUCCCUUUCCCACACUGGACCCCGGACCACGUCACUGGGGAGGGGAUAGACACGGUGUGGGUGUAUGACGUGAGCACUUUUAGAGGCCGUGAAAAGAGGCCCUGAACAUCGAUGCCCUUCCAGCCGGCCAUUCGGGCAUAAACUUUACUGAGAGUGCUUUUCUGAAACGUUGGUCAUCUUCCCUGAUCUGAUAGAGACUUACAGCUGUGUCUUUAGCAAAGGAGCACAAUUGUCUUUGGUUUGGAAUGGGAAAUUACUAUUAGUUUCCGUAACUUUUGGAGAAAACAAACAGAAGGCAAACAGGUAGAUUUAAAAUCCGCUUUUGAUGCCUUCUUUUUUCUUAAAAAAUGUAUUUACUGGCUUUUCAUGGACCUGGAUGCAGAAAAUUUGAGUAAGUGAUGGUCAUGCUUAUGGGUAGAAAAGAUAUCAACCGCUCUUCACAUUAUAAACGAUGUGGCUUAGUGCCACCAUAAGGAGAAAUGAUUUUUAAAGACAGUAUAUUAUUACCAAACGUUUGCAGUGUCCUAUAACUUUGUUCAUACUUAAGUUUUAUCUCUUUCCUUUUUGUACUUCAAAAUUAAUUUUCUAAAGGAUUCAGAGAGGUGUUUAUAUUUUAUAACAUUUAUUAGAAAUAAUUUGUUC